This is a messenger RNA of Nomascus leucogenys (northern white-cheeked gibbon), 625 nucleotides long. RefSeq names its product rab-like protein 2A. Lineage: Eukaryota; Metazoa; Chordata; Mammalia; Primates; Hylobatidae. The transcript is spliced from 5 exons. Bases 249 to 599 code for a protein of 116 amino acids. Gene Ontology annotation, molecular function: GTP binding. The record is from RefSeq and is a predicted model, not a curated record.
GCGGAUGCGUAGCAGCUGCGAGGACGCGGGCCGAGCCGGAAGCGGAGUGCGCUGCAGCGCCAGCUGGGCCGUUGGGCGGGGUUCGAGAGCGCGCGGAGUCGAGACCGGCGGCAGGGCCCGAGGGGCCCCUGGCCGCCAGCGGGCCGACCCGCAGCGUCCCUGGUCUCUCCAGCCCUCACUCGGAACCGCACACAGUGACAAGACCCUCCCCUCCCUUGGGCUGGACCCCUCUCUACAGCUAGGAGCCAAUGGCAGAAGACAGAACCAAACCCAGUGAGUUGGACCAAGGGAAGUAUGCUGAUGACAACGUGAAGAUCAUCUGCCUGGGAGACAGCGCAGUGGGCAAAUCCAAACUCAUGGAGAGAUUUCUCAUGGAUAGCUUUCAGCCACAGCAGCUGUCCACGUACGCCCUGACCCUGUACAAGCACACAGCCAUGGUAGAUGGCAAGACCAUCCUUGUGGACUUUUGGGACACGGCAGGCCAGGAGCGGUUCCAGAGCAUGCGUGCCUCCUACUACCACAAGGCCCACGCCUGCAUCAUGGUACGAGACGGGGGGGAGGUGGAUAAAGGCACUGGGCAAGUCUGGCCUGAGGGGUGAGGAGCCUGGCAGCCCUGGGCCCUUGU